AUGUUUACGAACGUCCAAGGCCGAAAGUCUAACAGAGUCGCUGAAGCGGAUAGGAUUACGGCUAUUAGUAAGGAAUGUAUGACAGACAAAAUAUGUUCGCACGUGGAGAUCCCAAUUUUAACAAGAUGUUGCUUCUGUUUGCCGUUGAGGAAAGGACUCAUCGCGUUUGCAUAUAGCAACUUGAUCCUAACAUUAGCGGUGACGUCGCUUCUGUCUAUGUACAUUUCUGCUGUCCGGAACGCGACCGUCGAAAUCCAAGACGGUUCAGAGUACCCUCGGCUCAUCGCUGACACAACUGCACUGGUGCUGGAGGUGGCUAUGACAGUCGUCUUUAUAGUCGCAUUACACAUGAAACACGUUUUGCUGAUGAAGAUCUACCUGUACUUUGAGAUAGUGUUCUCGCUCAUCGGGUUCGUUUAUAGUCUUGCCUUCCUCACCAAAGAAUCAGCUAGUGAACUUUUCCUGGUGUUAUUCCAGUUAAUGGUGCAGAUAUAUCUCGUCAUCCUCAUCUGGAGUACGAUAGUGAAAAUGCAACGUGACGGUGUUGUGAAGUACACGCGUGAACAGGGAACAGUCUGAAACAUUACACUACAUUUUUAACUAUAUUUGACAGAUACUUUUAGAGCGAUAGACUUUCUUUUGUUCCACUGUAACAAAACACCUAAUGCUAAAUGUUCAAAUUUUAUUUUAAUUAAUUUGGAACUUUAAGACUUAAACAAAGUAAUGUUUACUCUUUUUAUUAUGUUAAGAUUUUCGUUUGAACUUGUAAAAAUUUUAUGAUGAUAUUGACUUGAAUAU
Melitaea cinxia (Glanville fritillary) is the source of this 798-nucleotide messenger RNA. RefSeq lists its product as uncharacterized. Bases 1 to 579 code for a protein of 192 amino acids. Lineage: Eukaryota; Metazoa; Arthropoda; Insecta; Lepidoptera; Nymphalidae. The transcript has 5 exons. The record is from RefSeq and is a predicted model, not a curated record.